AUGGAAAUUACUGUAGGAAGUUGGAAAAUCGCCAUAUUCUAUGUGAUUUCAUGGAUUUAUCCGCAUUUGGUGACGCGAUUGGUUGUUGAUAUGAUUUUGUUGAAUUAUGGCGAUCGAUCGACUUUUCCGUGGGUUGCGUUGCAUUUGGCACAGGUUUUGAGGGUGAGUGCGGGCAAAAAUUUGGAAUUUUUUGACACCAAACACGCCUAUGGGGUACUGUAGAUGUUUUUGGCGCGAAAAUUUGAAAUUUUUUGUUACCAAACACGCCUAGGGGUACUGUAGAUGUUUUUGGCCCGAAAAUUUGGAAUUUUUUGACACCAAACACGGUACUGUAGAUGUUUUUGGCUCGAAAAUUUGAUCUACACAGUUUUUGGGAAUUUCUAAAUAGCUACAAAUCUUGUGAACUACAGUACCCAAGUAAUCUUGUGAACUACAGUACCCAAAAUUAUCUCAUUCUUAAUUUUGUAAUCAUCCGGGUUACUGUAGAAUUUUUGAGCAAUAAUUGAUCUACAGUAAUCUUUUUUUAUUUUUGAAACCUAAAAUUUCGCGGAAAAAGAAUUUUCGCGCGAAAAUGUGAUCUACAGUAAUCAAAAAAUUCAUAAUUUUCGCGCCAAAACCUCUACAGUAACCCUAGGCUUGUUGGGUCUCAAAAAAUCCGCCCUCUUCAUUCCAGAAUCCCUCCAACUUCCCUCGCCUCUCUCUGCGUCUCCUCACACUCUCGCUCCUCAUUUUUCCCGCCGAACUGCACUAUUUGAUCUACGCGGCCAUCCACGGCUAUUGGCGUCGAAUCGUAAAUCGCCAGAUUGCUCAGAUUAGCGGCAUGCUCAUCGGAUUCUUGUUGGGCUUCUAUUGGAUCUUCCAUCCGAAACCAUGGGCGGCGCAAGAAAUCCGGGAAAAAUGGCGGAAUUACGGAGUGUCGUUGACGUUUCUGGCGGGCUUUAUGGUUUUGGCCGAUGUUUCUGGAAUUCAUAUCACUUUUGAGGAGUUCUAUGCCACGUGGAUCAGCAAAAAUAAAUCGAAAAAUUAG
Caenorhabditis angaria is the source of this 1027-nucleotide messenger RNA. The record is from the annotation of a GenBank genome assembly. NCBI's taxonomy places the organism in Eukaryota, Metazoa, Nematoda, Chromadorea, Rhabditida, Rhabditidae.